GGGCGGGGGUAGAGGGGGUGGUUGCUGUAUCCCGGGGAGGGCCGGGAAUCUUUUCCACGUUUGCAAACGCCGCUGCGCCCAGGCCUGACCCGCGUCGCCCGAGCUCCGCGCGCCCUCGCCCGCUCCGCGUCCUGACCCCGCUCCUCUCCUCGUAGCCCCCGAUGGUGUUCAGGGCCCGGGGCUGGCGGCCCCCGCCGCCGCCGCUGCUUCUGCUGUUGCUCUGGGUGACCGGGCAGGCGGCGCCUGUGGCGGGCCUGGGCCUGGGUUCCGAAACGGAGCUGCAGAUCGAGCGGCGCUUCGUGCCGGAUGAGUGCCCGCGCACCGUGAGCAGCGGCGACUUCGUGCGCUACCACUACGUGGGGACAUUCCCCAACGGCCAGAAGUUCGACUCCAGCUAUGACAGAGACUCCACUUUCAAUGUGUUUGUGGGGAAAGGACAGCUGAUUGCAGGGAUGGACCAAGCUCUGGUCGGGAUGUGUGUUAAUGAGAGGCGCUUUGUGAAGAUCCCUCCGAAGCUGGCUUAUGGAAGUGAAGGCGUUUCUGGUGUGAUCCCCCCAAAUUCACUGCUUCAUUUUGAUGUACUUCUGAUGGAUAUUUGGAAUGCUGAAGAUCAGGUUCAGAUUCACACUUACUUCAAGCCUCCCAGUUGCGCUCGGACCAUCCAGGUGUCUGAUUUUGUAAGGUACCACUACAACGGAACGUUCUUGGACGGGACGCUGUUUGAUUCGAGUCACAAUCGCAUGAAAACAUAUGACACAUAUGUGGGAAUUGGCUGGCUGAUUCCUGGAAUGGAUAAAGGGCUACUGGGGAUGUGCGUGGGGGAAAAGCGCAUCAUCACGAUCCCUCCCUUUCUGGCCUACGGAGAAGAUGGAGACGGGAAAGACAUUCCUGGACAGGCAUCUCUGGUGUUUGAUGUUGUGUUGUUGGACCUUCAUAACCCCAAGGAUGGCAUUUCCAUUGAGAAUAAGGUCGUACCUGAAAACUGUGAGCGGCAAAGUCAAAGCGGGGACUUUCUCAGGUAUCACUACAAUGGCACGCUUCUGGACGGCACCUUCUUUGAUUCCAGUUACUCGCGGAAUCGCACCUUUGACACGUACAUCGGGCAGGGCUACGUGAUUGCGGGGAUAGAUGAAGGUUUACUUGGUGUUUGCGUGGGAGAGAAGCGGAGGAUCGUGGUCCCGCCUCACCUGGGCUAUGGAGAGGAAGGGAGAGGGAACAUCCCAGGCUCGGCUGUGCUGGUGUUUGACAUCCACGUGAUCGACUUCCACAACCCUUCGGACUCAAUCAGCAUCACCUCCCACUACAAGCCCCCCGACUGCUCGGUGCUCAGUAAGAAGGGGGAUUACCUCAAGUAUCACUACAACGCUUCGCUUCUGGACGGCACCCUGCUGGAUUCCACGUGGAAUUUAGGCAAAACGUAUAAUAUUGUUUUGGGAUCUGGACAAGUUGUGCUGGGAAUGGAUAUGGGUCUCAGAGAGAUGUGCGUUGGAGAGAAGCGGACAGUGAUCAUUCCACCCCACCUGGGCUAUGGGGAGGCUGGCGUGGAUGGAGAAGUUCCCGGCAGUGCUGUGUUGGUGUUUGACAUCGAGCUUCUGGAGCUUGUGGCUGGCCUGCCCGAGGGGUACAUGUUCAUAUGGAACGGCGAGGUGUCACCCAACCUCUUUGAAGAAAUCGACAAGAACGGCGAUGGAGAAGUCCUCCUGGAAGAGUUCUCAGAGUACAUUCAUGCCCAGGUGGCAUCUGGCAAGGGGAAACUCGCUCCUGGUUUUGAUGCUGAGAUGAUCGUGAAGAAUAUGUUCACCAACCAGGACCGGAAUGGAGAUGGCAAGGUCACCGCGGAGGAAUUUAAACUCAAAGACCAGGAGGCCAAACACGAUGAACUCUAAACCUGACACAAGCCACUGUGUGACACCAAGCCCCUGUCGUGGCAGUGCGUGUCGUGAGGGCGCGAGGGUCUCUCGGAAGGUGAAUCGUCAGCAGGUGGUAGUGGGUCACAUAGUACCUGGGGCGUACAUCAAGGGUGGGGAAUACAUAUGGUGGGAAUUUUAGGCCGAAUGCCAGUGAUAUUAAACAAUCGGUGUGAGGCGCCUUAGCGUGGGCUAUGCAGGAGACUGAAAAGGUUGCACUGCCAACCAUUGUUUUGUGGGCCUUCUGGGUAGUUUUGUUAAUAAAGGAAAAUAGUUUCAUGUAGAAGUUAUAACCAUCUUUGGAGGGAACAGAAGAAAAAGUGUCUAGGAUAUCGAUGUAGAGAGGAUUAAGAAAAAAAUUCUUUUAACUUGCUGGAGUCUUUUUUUUUAACAAGUGUUCUCCAGAUGGGCAGAAAAGACAAAGGGCCCCAGCAGGCAUUCUGGAAAGCCCCAGAAAACUUCUCAGUGGCCUGUAGAGGCUGUGAUGAUGCCCAGCCUCCACUUUCCCUUUGUGCACAUACACACACAAAAACAGGCACACACACGUGCAUUUUUCUAGUUAAUCACGCCCCAUACUAUUGUGUCCUCUGAUUGGCUGAGUAACUUGGAGGUUAAAAAGGAAAUCAUUGGACCAAACAAAAGGCAUCUAGGACCACAGAUAGAGAAUGUGAUUCUGUGUUUGUCAUGGAAGAUUAUCUGCUUUACUCCUUCUUAUUCCCGUCACUCUGUCCCGUAGCACACUCACUUCCUUCCCUGAACCCUUCAGCCAGAUAGAUACGCACAGGGCUGGUAUCUAAGCUGAGCUCCAGAGUCUCUCCCUAUGGCCGAGGUGGAAGUGUCAUCCCAACAGAUGAGCAUAAACAAGGUGGCAUGUGUCUGCUGCUCAUUUGUGUCCCGGAGAGGGAGAUGCCCUAGAGCCUGGGGCCUCUACCCAGGAAAGCAAGGACACUGUACCUGCCGGCCUGUCCCCAUGUGACGCAGUGAACCACCUUGCUGCCUUACGUCCUCUGUUCCCAACUGGUGGUGGCACUCACUCUGAAGUAAUCGAUGAUUUUCCUUCUGAAACUGUUUUAUUUUACUAAUUUAAAUGAUUUUGUACGGAUGUAGCUCUGAGAUAGUCCAUGAAAAUGCCAUGCACUAAUUCAGUGGAAUAAAUGUUGGAAAACUAUCUUUUCGUAUAUAAAAUAUUGAAUUCUCUCGUCA
Molecule: messenger RNA, 3110 nt
Organism: Rhinolophus ferrumequinum (greater horseshoe bat)
Lineage: Eukaryota; Metazoa; Chordata; Mammalia; Chiroptera; Rhinolophidae
Gene: FKBP9
Product: FKBP prolyl isomerase 9
Exons: 10
Coding region: 162-1886 (574 amino acids)
Molecular function (GO): peptidyl-prolyl cis-trans isomerase activity; calcium ion binding
Source: RefSeq, a predicted model, not a curated record